Molecule: messenger RNA, 1650 nt
Organism: Propithecus coquereli (Coquerel's sifaka)
Lineage: Eukaryota; Metazoa; Chordata; Mammalia; Primates; Indriidae
Product: zinc finger protein 420-like
Exons: 6
Coding region: 1-1650 (549 amino acids)
Biological process (GO): negative regulation of transcription by RNA polymerase II
Molecular function (GO): DNA-binding transcription repressor activity, RNA polymerase II-specific
Source: RefSeq, a predicted model, not a curated record
AUGGCCCAUGGAUCAAUGACAUUUGGGGAUGUGGCCAUAGACUUCUCACAGCAGGAGUGGGAAUGUCUCAACCCUAUUCAGAAAACCUUGUACCAGGAUGUGAUGAUGGAGAACUAUGGUAACUUGGUCUCACUGGGACAUGCCAUUUCUAAGCCAGAUGUAAUCACAUUAUUGGAGGAGGGAAAAGAGCCCUGGAUGAUUGCGAGGGAAGAAACAAGAACAUGGUGUACAGAUCUGGAGACAAGGUAUGAAAUAAUCAGCUAUGGAAAAGAGCAAAUUUAUACAAAAUGUUCAUCUCUACAUCAGAGAAUUCAUAAUAGAGAGAAACCCUAUGAAUGUGACAAAUGUGGGAAUGCCUUUAGUCGUCAUACAGACCUUACAGUUCAUCAGAGAAUUCAUACUGGUGAGAAGCCCUAUGAAUGUAAGCAAUGUGGAAAGGCCUUUAAUCGUGUAUCUAACCUUCUGCAACAUCAGAGAAUUCAUACCGGUGAAAAACCCUAUAAAUGUGAGGAAUGUGGAAUGACCUUUAGUCGUAGUAUAGACCUUAGAGUUCAUCAGAGAGUUCAUACUGGUGAGAAACCCUAUGAAUGUGAAGAGUGUGGGAAGGCCUUUAGUCGUACCUCACACCUCGCUCAACAUGGAAAGGUUCAUACUGGUGAGAAAUCUUAUGUGUGUCAUGAAUGUGGGAAGGCUUUUAGUCAAGGUGGAAGACUUAGAAUACAUCAGAGAAUUCAUACCGGUGAAAAACCCUAUGAAUGUAAGGAAUGUGGAAAAGCCUUUAGUCAAGCUUCUCACCUUGUGGUGCAUCACAGAAUUCAUACUGGUGAGAAACCCUAUAAAUGUAAAGAAUGUGGGAAGGCCUUUAGUCGAGCCUCAAAUCUUGGGCAACAUGAGAGGAUUCAUACCGGAGAGAAGCCCUAUGAAUGUAAAGAGUGUGGGAUGACCUUUAGUCGUGUCUCACUUAUUCAACAUGAGAGAAUUCAUACUGGUGAAAAACCAUAUAAAUGUAAACAGUGUGGGAAGGCCUUUAUGUAUGGUGGAAGCUUUAAGAUGCACCAGAGAAUACAUACUGGUGAGAAACCCUAUGAAUGUAAAGAAUGUGGGAAGGCCUUUAAUCGUGCCUCAAACCUUGUUAGGCAUGAGAGAAUUCAUACUGGUGAGAAACCCUAUGAAUGUAAGGAAUGUUGGAAGUCCUUUAGUCAUGUUGAAAGUCUUAGAAUGCAUCAUAGAAUUCAUACUGGUGAGAAACCUUAUAAAUGUAAAGAUUGUGGGAAGGCUUUUAGAAGUGGCCAUCAACUUACUAUACAUCAUAGAUUUCAUACUGGUGAGAAACCUUAUGAAUGUAAGGAAUGUGGGAAGGCCUUUAGUGUGUAUGGACGACUCACUCGACAUCAGAGUAUUCACAAUGAUGAGAGACCUUUUAAAUGUAAGAAUUGUGAGAAGUCCUUUAGGCUUAGCUCAAGUCUUAAAGUACAUCAGAGAAUUCAUAAUGGAGAGAAAUCUUAUGAAUAUGAGGGCUGUGGAAAAGCAUAUGUACGUAGUAGACAAUGUACAGUACCUCAGAGUAUUUAUAACACUGAGGGAGCCUUUGAAAGAAAAGAAUGUGGGAAUGCUUUUAGAUAUGGUCAGCUCUUACAGAGCAUUAAAUAA